Messenger RNA from Aureobasidium melanogenum CBS 110374, 1101 nucleotides. RefSeq names its product NAD(P)-binding protein. Gene Ontology annotation, molecular function: nucleotide binding. Lineage: Eukaryota; Fungi; Ascomycota; Dothideomycetes; Dothideales; Saccotheciaceae. The record is from RefSeq and is a predicted model, not a curated record. The coding region runs from base 1 to 1101 and encodes 366 amino acids. The transcript has a single exon.
AUGUCUGCAGACAAGAAGAUCAACGUGGGUGUGAUCGGCUAUGGCUUGAGUGCAAAAGUCUUCCACAUCCCAUUCGUUCAGGCUCUCCCAGACUACAACCUGUAUGCUGUUGUGCAACGUAGUCCAAAGUCAGGCGACGAUGCCUCAGCCGACCAUCCAGAAAUCAAGCUGUUUCGCAAUGCCGACGACAUGUUCGCUGACAAGGCCGUCGAUCUGAUCAUUGUCACCAGUAUCCCGGAAACACACUACGAAUUUACGAAGAAGGCAAUCGAGAGCAACAAGCACGUUGUUGUCGAAAAACCAUUCGUCCCAACAUCUCAGGAGGCCAGAGAAUUGACCAAGCUGGCCAAGGAUAGGAACCGCUUGCUAGCAGUCUACCAAAAUAGACGAUGGGACCAAGACUUUGUUACCCUGAAGCAAGUACUCGCAUCCGGCAGACUGGGCGAGAUUGCUGAAUUCGAGACACACUUCGACCGCUUCCGUCCAGAUCUUCCCAGUCGUACCACAUGGAAAACUCUAGCUACUCCGGCUAGUGGCGCGCUCUACGACCUGGGAAGCCAUUUGCUCGAUCAGGUAUACCAUCUUUUCGGUGCGCCAAAAUCCGUCACAGGCUUCGUCCAAGUGCAACGAAAAGGACUUAAGACCGGUGAUUGUGCGCCAGAUGCAUGCACGGUACUGCUCAAAUAUGGAACUCCCGAGGAUGAGAUGCUCGUCACCGUCAAAAGCUCUGCCAUCAGCCCAGAACAAGACCAGCUGAGAUUCUGGGUCCGCGGAACUAAAGGCUCGUUCAAGAAAUAUAACUUGGACGUUCAAGAGCCUCAGCUUCUCGCCGGUGUCAAACUGAGUAGUUCUAACUUUGGUGUUGAGGCGUCAUCUUCUCACGGCACACUCAUCAUGGCUGCUGCCGAUGGAAAGCUCAACCGUGAGACCGUUCACUCCAUCGAGCCUCCACCUACCUACGUCGAGUAUUACCGCAUCCUCGCAAAGGCAUUGAAGGGUGAGGGCGAGGUACCUGUUAGUGGAGAUGAUGCUGCUGAUGUUCUAAAAAUCAUCGAGCUCGCUCAAGUCUCGUCGGACAGUGGAAGCUCGCAAUCAUGGUGA